UGCACCUCGUUGUUCAAUUCAAACUGAAAAGCAAUGAGGAAAACUUGUACAUUCUGUUGAUUAAAACGGAAUAUCUUAUUUUACAUUGCUAGAUUUUGUUACUUUAAAAGGUGUUAUAGAAGAAUUUGCGAACUUUCAUUCCUGAAUUACACAUCUUGCCAAGUGUGAGCUGCUUUUAGUUCAAGGCGUUUUUUUUAAGGGACUUUUAAUAGAGAACUUGAAAUAUGGGACAACAGUUCAACAUUGUGGUCGGCUGGGUCUAACUGUUCAGUGGCAAGUUCAGUUGUUUGGCUGCUACCCUCCUGGACCCUUUGCGUCAAACGCUUUCCUGUUUUGUACUGUUUAUCAGCUGAGUGCAUCUUUUCAUCCCCACCCAGUCUCACGAUUUAGUUGACUUUGAUAUGACUGGGACAGCGACAGACAUAAGUCUGGGACGUGUGUGCCUACUUUCUCAGAAGUAACAAGGUACUGAGAGGACCCCGCCGCUUUUCAUUGUUUAGAAUCGAGGAAAGGGUAUCCUGUUCUCACGAUCUCGUUUCUCUGAACUAUUUGUUGCAUUUUCUACUAAAAGGCGAUGCCUCUGGUCUGACUCUCCCGCGGUCGCCGCGCCACCUGGUGGGCACUCGCGUCGCAGCCAGUCGGGAAAAGGCGGGAAAAGCAAACACGAUGGGUGCAGAAGGCGGGCGCCGAGUGCUGAUCCCCAGCCCCAGUGACACCGACCAGGAAAUCAUUCUGCAGCACUACAACCACACGGGCAAGCUGCCGACCAUCUCAGGGGAGGGAAGCUUGGAGAGCAACCUGCGGGUCACGUCCGUCCUCUUCAUCGUGGUGUGCUGCUUCAUCAUCCUGGAGAACCUGAUGGUGCUGCUGGCCAUCUGGCAGACCAAGAAGUUCCACCGCGCCAUGUACUACUUCAUCGGCAACCUGGCGCUCUCCGACCUGCUGGCCGGCGCCGCCUACAUCGUCAACAUCCUGCUGUCAGGCUCCAACACCUUCCGCCUGACGCUGGCGCAGUGGUUCGUGCGGGAGGGCAGCAUGUUCGUGGCGCUGGCCGCCUCCGUGCUCAGCCUGCUGGCCAUCGCCAUCGAGCGGUACCUUACCAUGAUGAAAAUCAAGCCACACAACUCGGGCGGCAGCCACCGCGUUUUCCUGCUCAUCAGCGGCUGCUGGCUGCUCUCGCUGCUGCUCGGCGGCCUGCCCAUCAUGGGCUGGAACUGCCUGCGCGGCUUCCCGCACUGCUCCACCGUGCUGCCGCUCUACCACAAGCAUUACAUCCUCUUCUGCACCAGCGUCUUCAGCAUCAUCCUGCUGGCCAUCGUGCUGCUCUACGCCCGCAUCUACCUGCUGGUGCGGUCGCGGACCCGCCGCCUCACCUUCAACCGCUACUCGGUGCGCCCCAGCCGCCACGACGAGAAGUCGCUGGCGCUGCUCAAGACGGUCAUCAUCGUGCUGAGCGGCUUCAUCGCCUGCUGGUCGCCGCUCUUCGUGCUGCUGCUCUUGGACGUGGCCUGCGAGGUGAGGGGCUGCCCGGUGCUCUACCACGCCGAGUGGUUCCUGGCGCUGGCCGUGCUCAACUCGGCCAUGAACCCCAUCAUCUACACGCUGACCAACCGUGAGAUGAGGCGCGCUUUCGGCCGGCUGCUCUGCUGCGUCUGCUGGCGCUGCAGGGAGGCGGCGGCGGCGGGCGCCGGGCCCGAGUUCAGCCGCAGCAAGUCCGACAACUCCUCGCACCAGAACAAGGACGAGUGCGGCACUCCCGAGACCCUGAUGUCGUCGGGGAAUAUCAACUCCUCGGCGUAGUGGGCUCCCCGGUGGAGUGAAGGGGGUCAUCCACCCUUCCGACGAUCAAGGCGGCGACGUCCCACGUGGGGGCAAUGUGACCUUCAUACCAAGACCCGCCCCGGGGACUGCGGUGCGGGAGUGUACUAGACCCGCCUUACUCCACCCAACCGAGCGGCAAUGCAAAUUACUCCAGACUUCUAAAAGGAGAUAAAUGCAUUUCAUGAUCAAGCGAAUGCGGCAACAAAGACUUGAUUAGCACCGAGAAUUUGCGUCGCAAGACUGUUACCGUUCGCGACUCCUGUGUCCCUAAUGCAGCUUUUCGGGGGAGUGGCGGAGAUUUUGGCGCUUCCAGAACUAUUGGAGUGCAUUUUAUGGAAGGAUUGCCAAAUUCCCAAACACUUGGCUUUACUUUGUGACUUUACUAAGAGGCCGAGUAUUUUAGAGAAGCAUUACCAGGCAUUAAAUUCUUGUCUACGAGCAGUAUUAAAACAUUGUAUCAACCGUGUUAUGUAAAAUAAGAUAAAGAGAAUAUAGUGUCAAAAUCUCGAAAAUUAAAUUUGUUACUAACGGGCCUCAUGUAUCAUUUUGAAUGUAUUUUGGAUAGUGUCACUCCACCCUUUAUUGUGAACCUAACCUCUGAUUAUUAAUUUAUUAACAUUUGUGAAACUUAAUUAGCAGUUCUCCAGAUUUAUUUGCAAAGAAUUACUAUGAAUAUUUAGGUAUUUGCCCGAACAAAAAAAGAACUAUGUCUAAAUUAUUGAACAUAUGUAAUUAGGAGUUGACACGAAGUAUUUCAAAUGCCAUGACCUGUCCGAAACUGAAUGCUGUGAUGUUCUGAAAAUACUGUAAGAAAGGCAUUCAAGUGGAAUCACACAGAAUAUAUGUAAAUACAUAUACCUUUAAAUUCAACAAA
Pristis pectinata (smalltooth sawfish) is the source of this 2695-nucleotide messenger RNA. RefSeq names its product sphingosine-1-phosphate receptor 1 (gene s1pr1). Bases 667 to 1800 code for a protein of 377 amino acids. Gene Ontology annotation, molecular function: sphingosine-1-phosphate receptor activity. NCBI's taxonomy places the organism in Eukaryota, Metazoa, Chordata, Chondrichthyes, Rhinopristiformes, Pristidae. Gene Ontology annotation, biological process: sphingosine-1-phosphate receptor signaling pathway; angiogenesis. The transcript has 2 exons. The record is from RefSeq and is a predicted model, not a curated record. Gene Ontology annotation, cellular component: membrane.